AUGAGCGGGAGUAAAGGUUGCUGUCAGCGCUGUCUGCACUAUGUGUUUGAUUAUGAAACGGCAAAAACCCUGGUGAUACCCAGCAUAGGGGUAGGAUUUGUCUUCAGAUUCACCCAGUUUCUGGUGGUGCUGUACGUUGUGGGGUAUGUGUGUGUGAUGAGUAAGGGCUACCAGGACACAGACUCUGUCAUCAGUACUCUCACCACCAAAGUCAAAGGUCUCGCCUUCACCAACGUAUCUGAUAUGGAACCACGUUUUUGGGACGUAGCUGAUUUUGUCAUGCCACCCCAGAGUGAUCACUCUUUCUUUGUGUUGACGAAUAUGGUCAUCACACCCAAUCAAAUUCAGUCACACUGUCCCGAGCUUCCAAAUCCAUCAACUAUUUGCAAGGAUGAUUGUGACUGCACCGUGGGAUACGCCGACCCCCGAAGAAACGGUAUACAGACGGGACUGUGUGAAAACUACUCCACAACUGUCCGGACCUGUGAUGUGUUAUCAUGGUGUCCUCUUGAAAUAGACACCAAGCUGCCCGAACGUGCAUUGCUGGCUGCAGCAGAAAACUUCACAGUGUUGAUCAAAAACAGUGUGACCUACCCCAAGUUCAAUGUUCACAAAAAAAACAUAUUUCAACAUAUUAACUCCUCAUAUCUGAAGAGGUGUGAGUUCAACCGUGCAACAGACCCAGACUGUCCCAUAUUCCGCCUCAAAAACAUCGCUACAGAGGCUGGAGAGGACUUUCAGGACAUGGCUGUGAAGGGUGGCGUCCUCGGUAUUGUUAUUGACUGGAGCUGUGACCUGGACUUGUGGUCAGGGCCAUGUAACCCAAAGUACACCUUCCGCAGGCUGGACAACAAAAAUCCUGUCAAUAAUGUGGCUCCUGGAUUUAACUUCAGGUUCGCCAAAUACUACAAGACCCCAGAUGGAAAGGAGACUAGAACCUUGAUCAAAGCGUUCGGGAUCCGGUUUGACGUCAUUGUUCAUGGAACCGCAGGAAGAUUUGGAAUUGUACCAACCAUAGUGAACUUGGGAGCAGCGUUGUCAUUCCUCAGUUUGGUGCCUAUAGUUGCUGACUGGUUCAUGCUGACGUGCACGAGGAAGAGCGAUAUUUACAGCAAACACAAAGUUACAUAUCUGAGUGAGGAUGCUGAAAAUGAACCAACUGUGUUACAGGGCACCACCUAUGGAACAACUGAUUAG
This is a messenger RNA of Scomber scombrus (Atlantic mackerel), 1197 nucleotides long. It is a transcript of the gene p2rx4b, whose product is annotated as purinergic receptor P2X, ligand-gated ion channel, 4b. Gene Ontology annotation, cellular component: nuclear inner membrane; plasma membrane. The transcript is spliced from 12 exons. Bases 1 to 1197 code for a protein of 398 amino acids. Gene Ontology annotation, biological process: monoatomic cation transmembrane transport; response to ATP. Gene Ontology annotation, molecular function: purinergic nucleotide receptor activity; extracellularly ATP-gated monoatomic cation channel activity; ATP binding. Lineage: Eukaryota; Metazoa; Chordata; Actinopteri; Scombriformes; Scombridae. The record is from RefSeq and is a predicted model, not a curated record.